Molecule: messenger RNA, 1620 nt
Organism: Colletotrichum navitas
Lineage: Eukaryota; Fungi; Ascomycota; Sordariomycetes; Glomerellales; Glomerellaceae
Exons: 1
Coding region: 1-1620 (539 amino acids)
Source: RefSeq, a predicted model, not a curated record
AUGGGUCCGAAAGACAAUGAAGCCUCCAGGCUGGAGAGGAUGAUGCGAAAGGCGGAUCGUAGGAUGCGUAGGGGCGGCGUCCAUCAUUCCGACCAUGACCCCGCCGACGCCGCCUCGUUCAACUCUGACAAUGUGCCUUCGACUGGACACAACAGUGAUGUGAGACACGAACACGCAUCACCCGCUGCCCUGUCCGACUCGAACGAACCCGUUCGAAUCCUCCCGCCAAAGUCCAGGAAGCCCGUCAGCCAUCGCCAUAGGGGACGAGCCUCAGCAGACGACCGUCCCAAACGGUCCCCGUCCCCCUCCCAAGAGAUACCAACGACCGGGACUGCGGCUGAGCGCUAUCUCUGGCUCGUCAAUCUCGCCGUCGGCCCCAUGUGGAUCGCCUGGUGGCUGGCACGCACCAUAUGGCGGUACUCUCCCCCGAUCUGGGCUGUUGGACUGCUGCUCGCUUUAGUUCUUGUCAUCGGUGUGACGGUCACUUUCUUGGACUGGGUAUCUGUCGCCCCUGGCCUGGGAGCUGUGGUGUCCGGCGCAGCGAGUCUGACCCGGUUCCUCACCGGCUGGGGCAGCCGGAGUGAUAAUGUUGAAGCCUGGGUCUCGGACACGGUGAAAUGGCCAAAGAACGCCGAACUGGCCGUAUAUAAGCAAUCCGGCGACAUGUACGGCAGUCUUCAGUAUCUAGAACGCAGCGCCGGCGGGCUCGCAGGGGAGGUCAUGCAGCAGUGCCUCGAGGGCCACAUGCGCUUGAAGGAACGCGAGACCAGACCCGACGCAGGAGUCGAUGAUGCCGCCACGCCAAACUCACUCUCGAUCAAGACCUACUUGGACGACACUCGCUCUACUAUCAGACAUAUGAGCGCCGCGGACCAGAGAUUCGUCGAUGACGUAGCCCGCGUCCUGCGACACGGCUAUCGAGAUGCCCUAAUCGUCAAGCGACAGCUGAUGUUGACUAUUUCCGAGCGGGCGACCCUGCCCGGCAAAGGGUUGUUGAUAACCACCUUCUGGGUUCCCGUCAAGCAUCUGCUUCCUUCGUCCACAGUCGGCAUGUGGCUCCGUGGCGAGCUCGGGUACAAGCGGGAAGCUGCCCAUCAGGGCGACAGGCUUGGAAGAAGUAUUAGCUACGUAGCCGACAACCUGCCUAUUCUCCUGCGCAUGUUUGACAGCGGCGAUGACCUCGGUAGUUCUGUCAUGCUUCAGGACCGCAUGGCCGGGCUCUACGACGUGCUCCAAGAGGCGGUCCAUGUGGGACAGCACAUGUUGGCUGCCGGCAAAAGGGACCAAGCGGCUAAGGCUAGGACGGAUAUCUCGGUGGCGCAGGGUGCUCGGGGUCUCGAGGCCCUUGGCGAUGCUACGUGGGCCCUCCAGACGUACCAGGCCAUCGGGCUAACUUUGAAAAUCAAGGCCAAGAAGGCGGCCGCCGACUACCAGACCCAAUACUCAAUGAUGCUUGACUUCCAGACGGAGCUGGGCCGAACCAGCGCCGACCUCCAGGGUAUCAUGGAGGAGCUCGACAAGGCAACGCAGAUGACGCACGUGACGGAGGCGAACAAAGGUCUCUUCCAUAUAGCUGAUGCUUUUGUUGGCAGUAUAGAGAAGACCUUUUUCCCUGAAUAA